GCCCCGCAGUGGCGCGCCCGCGUGCUAGUGGCCGGCACCUUCAGAGCCAGCGACACAGAGCUCAAGCAUCCCCUGCCUCACGUCAGCAGGCGACACAGGUGGGACUCCCUUCCUGGCCCGAACCCCUGGCGCAGAGUCACCCAGGGCUGCGCAGCAGGUCGCAGCCGGACUGGGGACCAGGCUGUUGAUUUGGGCAGCACCUGCGGAGAGCCACGCAACUUCUCCAGGCCUCCUGCCACUUUGGAAACUGCCCGGGACUGCGACCGCAACCCCUUAAGCUGGGGUUGCCGAGAGAGGGUGGGUUGGUUUGAAAGACACAAGGGGAAAAAAUGUAUUGUGGGGCGGGCUAAGUUCCCCACUCUCUUCCCCCUCCCCGAGCAAAUUAAAAACAAAACAAAUAGAAAAGCCAGCCCGCCAGCCAACCAAAGCCCCAAGCUGAGCCCCAGCCGAAGCACUCCUUUAAAAGGAUUUGCAGCGGGGAGGGAAAAAGAACCAGAGCCGACCGAGGAAUCGUUCUGCAAACCCAGGUGGACAUCUCUGCAGUAAGAUGAUUUGUCAGAAACUCUAUGUGGUUUUGUUACACUGGGAAUUUCUUCAUGUGACAGCUGCACUUAACCUGGCGUAUCCCAUUUCUCCCUGGAGGUUUAAGUUGUUUUGUGUACCACCAAAUACAACGGACGACUCCUUUCUUUCACCUGCUGGAAUCCCAAAGAAUGCUUCAGCGUUAAGUGGGGGUUCUGAAGUGGUUGUUGAAGCUGACGUCAAUGCAAGUAGUGUCGACGUUUCUGAGAUAUCCAAAACGAUCUUCCAUUGUUGCUUUGGGAAUGAGCAAGGUAAAAACUGCUCCAUGCUAGCAGGCAACACAGAAGGAAAGACCCUGGCUUCAAGGGUAAAGGCUUUAGUUUCUCGCCAGCUAGGUAUAAACUGGGACAUAGAGUGCUGGAUGAAAGGAGACUUGACAUUAUUCAUCUGUCAUAUGGAACCAUUACUUAAGAACCCCUUCAAGAAUUAUGACUCUAAGGUCCAUCUUUUAUAUGAUCUGCCUGAAGUCAUAGAUGGUUUGCGUCUGGCCCCCCUGAAAGACAGUUUUCAGACUGUCCCAUGCAGCUGUGGUGUUCGGGACUGUGACUGUCAUGUGGUAGUGCCAAGAGCCAAAGUCAACCACUCUCUUCUGAUGUACUUGGAAAUCACAUCUGCUGGAGUGACUUUUCAGUCACCUCUCAUGACAGUGCAGCCCAUGCUUGCUGUGAAACCUGAUCCACCAUUGGGUUUACAAAUGGAAAUCACAGAUGAUGGUAAUUUAAAGAUUUCUUGGGACAGCCCAACGGUGGCACUGUUUCCACUUCAAUAUCAAGUGAAAUAUUCAGAGAAUUCUACAGUCAUAAAAGAGGCUGCUGAAGUUGUCUCAGAUCCUUUCCUGUUGGUACACAGUGUGCUUCCUGGAUCUUCAUACAAGGUUCAAGUGAGGAGCAAGAGACUGGAUGGCUCAGGAAUCUGGAGUGACUGGAGUUUGCCUCGAGUCUUCACCACACAAGAUGUCAUGUACUUUCCACCCAAACUUCUGACAAGUGUUGGAUCGAAUGUCUCCUUUCAUUGCACCUACAAAAAUGAAAACCAAAUUAUUUCCUCAAAACAGAUAGUUUGGUGGAUGAAUCUAGCUGAGAAAAUCCCCGAAAUACAGUACAGCGCUGUGAAUGACCACGUUAGCAAAGUAACUUUUUCCAACUUGAAAGCCACCAGACCUCGAGGGAAGUUUGCCUAUGACGCAGUGUACUGCUGUAGUGGGCAGGAAUGCCAUCACCGCUAUGCUGAAUUAUAUGUGAUGGAUGUCAAUAUCAAUAUAUCAUGUGAAACUGAUGGGUACUUAACUAAAAUGACUUGCAGAUGGUCACCCAGCACAAUCCAAUCACUUGUGGGAAGCACUGUGCAGUUGAGGUAUCACAGGAGCAGCCUGUAUUGUUCCGAUAGUCCAUCUAUUCAUCCUGCAUCUGAGUCCAAAAGCUGCAUCUUGCAGAGGGAUGGCUUUUAUGAAUGUGUUUUCCAGCCCAUCUUUCUAUUAUCUGGCUACACAAUGUGGAUCAAGAUCAACCAUUCUUUAGGUUCACUUGACUCUCCACCAACAUGUGUCCUUCCCGACUCUGUAGUAAAACCACUACCUCCAUCUAGUGUGAAAGCAGAGAUUACUAUAAACAUUGGAUUAUUAAAAAUAUCUUGGGAAAAGCCUGUCUUUCCAGAAAAUAACCUUCAGUUCCAGAUUCGAUAUGGCUUAAAUGGGAAAGAAAUACAAUGGAAGAUGCAUGAGGUAUUUGAUGCAAAAUCAAAGUCUGCCAGCCUGCCAGUGCUGGACCUCUGUGCAGUCUACGUGGCACAGGUGCGCUGCAGGCGGCUGGAUGGUCUUGGGUACUGGAGUAAUUGGAGCAGUCCAGCCUACACGCUUGUCAUGGAUGUGAAAGUUCCCGUGAGAGGACCUGAAUUUUGGAGAAUAAUGAGUGGCGAUGUCACUAGAAAAGAGAGAAAUGUCACCUUGCUUUGGAAGCCACUGAUGAAAAACGAUUCCCUGUGCAGUGUGAAGAGGUAUGUGGUGCAGCAUCGUACUGCCCACAAUGGGACGUGGUCAGAAGACGCGGGAGAUCAGACCAAUCUCACUUUCCUGUGGACAGAACAAGUGCAUACCGUUACAGUUCUGGCCAUCAAUUCCAUUGGUGCUUCACCAGCAAAUUUUAAUCUGACAUUUUCAUGGUCAAUGAGUAAAGUGAGUGCCGUGGAGUCACUGAGUGCUUACCCCCUGAGCAGCAGCUGUGUGCUCCUUUCCUGGACCCUGUCAUCUGGGGAUUACAGUCUGCUGUACCUGGUUAUUGAGUGGAAGAAUCUUAAUGAAGAUGAUGGAAUGAAAUGGCUUAGAAUCCCUUGGAAUGUUAAGAAGUAUUACAUCCAUGAUAACUUCAUUCCCAUUGAGAAAUAUCAGUUUAGUCUUUAUCCAGUAUUUAUGGAAGGAGUUGGGAAACCAAAGAUAAUUAAUGGUUUCACCCAAGAUGACAUGGACAAGCGGCAGACUGACGCAGGGCUGUAUGUGAUUGUGCCCAUCAUUAUUUCUUCUUGUGUCCUGCUGCUCGGAACACUGUUAAUCUCACACCAGAGAAUGAAAAAGUUGUUUUGGGAAGAUGUUCCAAACCCCAAGAAUUGUUCCUGGGCACAAGGACUUAAUUUCCAAAAGCCUGAAACAUUUGAGCAUCUUUUUACCAAGCAUGCAGAAUCAGUGAUAUUUGGUCCUCUUCUUCUGGAGCCUGAACCCAUUUCAGAAGAAAUCAGUGUCGAUACAGCUUGGAAAAAUAAAGAUGAGAUGGUACCAGCAGCUAUGGUCUCGCUUCUUUUGACCACUCCAGACCCUGAGAGGGGUUCUAUUUGUAUUAGUGACCAGUGUAACAGUGCUCCCUUCUCUGGGGCUCAGGGCACCCAAGUGACCUGUGAGGAUGAGUGUCAGAGACAACCCUCAGUUAAAUAUGCAACGCUGGUCAGCCACUUGAAAACGGUUGAAACUGAUGAAGAACAGGGGCUUACCCAUGGUUCUGACAGCAAUUGCGUCUCCAGCGAACACUCUCCACUGAGAGAAUCUUUCCCUAGCAGCUCCUGGGAGAUAGAGACUCAGGCAUUUUUCCUAUUAUCAGGUCAGCAACCCAGCACGAUUUCCCCACAACUUUCAUUCUCGGGGUUGGAUGAGCUAUUGGAACUGGAAGGAAAUUUCCCUGAAGAAAAUCAUAGUGGAAAGUCUGUCUAUUAUUUAGGGGUCACCUCCAUCAAAAAAAGAGAGAAUGAUAUGUUUUUGACUGAUGAGUCAGGAGUAUUGUGCCCAUUCCCAGCCCACUGUCUGUUUAGUGACAUCAGAAUCCUCCAGGACAGUUGCUCACACUUUGUAGAAAAUAAUCUGAAUUUAGGAACCUCUGCUCAGAAGACCUUUGUACCUUACAUGCCACAAUUUCAAACCUGUUCCACUCACAGUCAUAAAAUAAUGGAGAGUAAGAUGUGUGAUUUAACUGUGUAAUCUCAUUCAAGAAGCCUCCAGUUUUGUGUGCCAGUAGAGUGUAUCAUGUGUAAUAUAUUCUUUUAUUGUUGUGGAUGUGGGGGACAAGUGUCAGAGUCUAGUUUGAAAAUGAUUGUUUUGAAAUUAAUUGUGUCUAUCUUCUCUCAGUAAUGCAGAGAAACCAUGCAAGGAAGCCUUCAUGAGUCUAGUGAUGUAGAUGGACUCUCAUUGAAUACACUGUCAAGCUAGCCUGGGGAGGGCUCUUACUUCUAGCUAAAAAUAAACCCAGGAAGUAGAAUCUUUCUAAACAGCUGGCCUCUGUGGAAAGAACAAAUUUCAGCAUUAUAUUGACACCUGAAAGAAAGGUUUCAAACUAAGAUCUCUGAGAUAUAAUUGUUUCAAGUGUGUGUUUGCCUUACCUUGAGUUGUCUUGUCUUGUGCUGAUUCACAUGUGCAUGUGCAAAUUUAAAUUGACUAGGUAUCCUUGUGUGCUUUGGAAGUAUGUGACAUGUUUGUAUUUUGUGCCACACGACUGUGUUCUUUGAAGUGUCACUCCCUUAAAUGUUGAUAAUAAUAUCAACAUUAAUAAUCUCUAAUCAGUAGAGAAUUGAACCCUACUCUAAGAAGUUAUACUUUUGAAGAGGGACAGUGUAGCUAAUCCCUUUGCAACAAAGCCAGGAUCCAUGACAGAGGAUGAAAGCAACUAUUAGAAUAACAGCUUCAUCACCACACUUGGAUGACAGUCUGAGCAGCUUUGAGAGCACGACGCCAGCUUUAACUAGAGUUCAUGUAAACGAUUAUUUUCUGAUGGGUUGCCAAAUGUCACUGCAUCCCACUCUAGAACAUCGUCCCUCCCCAUCUCCAUUGGGAUGCUAUUUCUCCCCUCACUGGAUAUCAUUAGAUAAAACAACCACUGUGCUUUACAGGUUGCAUACCUUAACUUGCUUACUGCAAUUAUUGCAUGAGGCACAGGCUAUACAUUCCCACUGUGUCAUUAUUUCCCUGUGAAGGAUGAGGCCGUUAAGUCAUUCACCCGAUGUCUUAGACAUAAUGAUUGAUGGAACCAGAAUUCAGAUUUAAUUCACACCAUUUUAAUACUACUGCUUGAAUUUUAAACCUAGCUUUUACU
Molecule: messenger RNA, 5147 nt
Organism: Onychomys torridus (southern grasshopper mouse)
Lineage: Eukaryota; Metazoa; Chordata; Mammalia; Rodentia; Cricetidae
Gene: Lepr
Product: leptin receptor
Exons: 19
Coding region: 548-4039 (1163 amino acids)
Biological process (GO): cytokine-mediated signaling pathway
Cellular component (GO): external side of plasma membrane; membrane
Molecular function (GO): protein binding; cytokine receptor activity
Source: RefSeq, a predicted model, not a curated record